This is a messenger RNA of Dentiscutata erythropus, 391 nucleotides long. The record is from the annotation of a GenBank genome assembly. Lineage: Eukaryota; Fungi; Glomeromycota; Glomeromycetes; Diversisporales; Gigasporaceae.
GUAUCCUCAAAUUUUGUUUGGAGUUUUUGUAGUUGCAAAAACAUGUGGCUAUACUGAGCCAGCUAGAUCAAGAGCUUGUGGUUCCCCAUACAAAAUAUUACUUACUGAUUAUGAAAACAUCUGUGAGGAUGUUAUGAAAUUUAUACAAAAUUUAAAAAGUUCUAAAGAUCUGAAUAAAGUUAUUAAGAGCGUAGAAGAUUUAAAUGAAUUAAUAAUUAAAAAUAGCAUAACUUUAGCAGAAUUAAAAAAAAAUAACAGCAAAACAAGUAAAAGAAUAGACCAAUUUGACAAUGAACUAAAAAUUCCAUUAAAAGAUCUAACCAAUUUUGUUAGCAAAAUGUAUAUUGGUAGUUAUAUAAUGUUUGGUGAUGACAAAAUCAUUAACGUUUAA